Odontomachus brunneus is the source of this 1854-nucleotide messenger RNA. RefSeq names its product periodic tryptophan protein 1 homolog (gene nclb). Bases 209 to 1657 code for a protein of 482 amino acids. NCBI's taxonomy places the organism in Eukaryota, Metazoa, Arthropoda, Insecta, Hymenoptera, Formicidae. Gene Ontology annotation, biological process: rRNA processing. The transcript is spliced from 12 exons. The record is from RefSeq and is a predicted model, not a curated record. Gene Ontology annotation, molecular function: protein binding. Gene Ontology annotation, cellular component: nucleus.
GGCCAGUCCCGGCCUAAUUGCCGUUACGUGUAGACGUGUCCAAAUAAGUUUGGACCUAUAUGGAUAUUUUUUUUGGAACUUGUACUUUGGUACCUUAGCAGAAAGACUAUUUGAGAAAGUCUGUAAAUAAAGUAAAAUAUACAGAAGAAGAAGAGAGAGAGUGUGUAAAUUGAUAAGUCUUCAGCGUAAAAGUAUUUUCACGAAUACGAUGGAAGACAUUCAAUUCCCGUCGGAUUUUGUAUGUUCUACUAUGUGGGUGAAGAGAGGCGUUGCCGCAACCAAUCCCCAGGAGAUCUUAUUAAAACCUGCUGAUUUCGAGAAUAUUGUAAAGCAGAUUCAAGCUUUUUUAUAUAGUGAUAUAAACACAGAUAAUGAUUCAGAUAAAGAGAUAGAUUCAUCCAGAGAGCAAUCUGAUAUAUUAAGAGGAUUUCCUGCAUCUGUCUCUAGUGGUGAUGAAUAUAAUUUCACCAACUAUGAUAAUGAGACGGGCAAUGUGCAUUGUCAUAUUGCUAAUAUAGCCAGCUUUGAUGUCAAUGGCAAGGAUCCUCUUAUAACAAAUGAUGAUGAUGAUGAUUCUGAUAAAGAAGAUGACAUUAUCAAGAAUGAUGACAACUUGUUCUUAAUUGCACAAAAUAGCAAAGAUGUAGCUACUUUAGAAGUACAUGUAUAUAAUGAAGAAGAAGGAUCCUUUUAUUGUCAUCAUGAACUACCUAUUUCUUCUUAUCCAUUAUGUAUGGAGUGGCUUAAUUAUGAUCCUGAUGAUCCAAAACCAGGCAAUUUAUGUGCAAUUGGUAACAUGACUCCUAUAAUUGAAGUAUGGGACUUGGACUUACUGAAUAGUGUAGAACCAGCCUAUAAACUUGGUUGUAAAUCAAAUAAGAAGAAAGGACAGAAGCGUGUUGGACAUAAAAAUGGGGUUUUAGACUUGGCCUGGAAUCAAAAUUACACACAUAUUCUUGCUAGUGGUUCAGCUGACAAGACGAUUUUGCUAUGGGAUUUAGAAAAUUGCAAACCUGUGACUAAGCUCGACUCGUUUAGAAAAGAAGUAGCUUCGUUGAAAUGGCAUCCACAGGAAACUCAUAGACUGUUAACAGGAUGUCUAGACAAAACAAUACGAUUAUUUGACUGCAAAGAAGAAACUGUUGUGAAAAGUUGGGAUGUACAGACAGCAGUGGAAAAAGUGCUAUGGAAUCAAUAUAACACAAAUUACUGUAUUGCUAGUUUAACCGAAGGUCAUAUAUCGUACUUUGAUGUAAGAGCAGACAAAGCUGUUUGGGAAAUCAAGCCUCACAAUGAGGAUGUCUCAGGUCUUAUUCUCAGUGCCUCAUAUCCAGGUCUGUUAGUAUCUUCCUCAGACGAUGGUUUAAUAAAGGUGUGGGAUAUCAUCAACCAUGAACCUACACUUGUGUGGGAAAAAGAAGUUCCAAGCUAUAUAGUUUGCAUCGCAGCGAAUCCGGAUAAUGGAUUCAUAUUUGGUAUCUGUAGAACGAAGAAACCGUCGGGGACGCACACCGAAGUGUUGGACUUCUCGGUGAUCCCAGAAGUGCGGGACAGAUUCGCGGAUCGCGUUGCGUCACAUUCUCCUGCAGGAGGAUUCAAACAAAGCGAAACGGUGAACGUUAUCGAAAAAAUGGAAGAUAUGGAAAUCGAUGAAUAAAAAGAAGUAGAUGUAAUAUAUGUGAUACUCAAAAUACAAACGAAGUUUGUGAGUGUUCACGGAAACUAUAAAUCAAAUCUUCGACUCUCUCUUUGUAUAUAUUUUUUUUAUACAAAUAGUUGAUUAGAUUGUAAAGAUCUAUCGAUAUAAAAUAAUGAGAGAGGGCUAUUAAAAAACGCUUGCGUUGUCUUUGAAAA